GGACCGCCCUCCGGGCGUGCGGGGUGCACAACGUCUGCCGCCUCCUCAGCCGCAGGGCCCACGGCUUCUACGCCAGAGAUGCUGGUGUCGCCCACAGGAAGAACCUGGGACUCCUCAGGAAGAUCAUGUGUCAGGAAAGUACUAAAUUCAAGAAUGUUUGGACAACUCAUUCUGCAUCUCCUAUUGCAUAUGAAAGAGGAAGAAUUUACAUGGACAAUUACCAAUGCUGUAUUACCAGCAUUGCACAACAGCCAAGACUAAUUUAUCAAAAGUCAAAGUGUGCCAAGUCUGAGAAAAUAGAAGAUGCUUUAUUAUUGGAAUGCCCACUGGGGGAAAUGCUACCAAGUCCAUCAGAUUAUAAAGCUUCCCUGAUAGUCUUGACAGUGCAGAACUGGCUUCUACGUCUCUCUGCUGAUAGUGGAGAAGUACUGGAAAAAGUGUAUCUUGCUGGUUCCUGCUGCAAAUUCUUCAGGUAUCUGAGCUGGGAUACUCCUCAAGAGGUAAUGAUUGUAAAGUCAGCUCAGAAUAAGCUUCCUGCAGCAGCACGGCAGGCAGGAAUCCAACAGACUGUAUUGUUUUAUCUUGCUGUAUUCCAAGUUUUGCCUCUUUCAUUCAUUGGAAUGCUGGAAAUAAACAAAAAGAUUUUUGGUAAUAGUGUGACAGAUGUUGCUGUUUCUAAUGGAAUCCUGAUUGUAAUGUACAGCAUGGGUCUGGUCAGACUCUAUAACUUCAAGGCCAUUUUGGAACAGUUCAUGGAACAACCAUUUGAUUUGGGACAAGAAUUCAACUGGAAUGGUCAGGUGGGAGUUGUAGGAAAGUAUCCAUUUGGUCUUCCAUGUAACAUUAAAAUAACAGAUACCCCACCUUUGCUAUUUGAAGCAUCUUCUCUGGAGAAUGCAUUUCAAAUUGGAGGUUACCCUUGGCAUUAUAUCAUCACACCUAACAAGAAAAAACAUAAAGGAGUCUUCCAUAUUUGUUCUCUGAAAGACAAUGCUUUGGCAAAAAAUGGAAUACAGGAUAUGAAAUGCUGUUCACUUGAACCUGACUGGAUAUAUUUCCAUCCAGAUAUGUCAGGUAGAAUAAUCCACGUGGGACCAAAUUUGAUAAAAGUCUUAAAGCUUAAGGAAGUUAAAAAUCGUGCAGAUCAAAUGGAGAUUGCAGAAGAUUUUACGAUUGUAGCCAACAGAGAAAACUGUGUGAACAACAGUGUUACUGUAACAGCUUCUGGUCGAGUGGUGAAAAAGCGUUUUACCUUGCUGGAUGAUGACCCAGAGCAAGAGACAUUCAAAAUUGUGGACUAUGAAGAUGAAUUGGAUUUAUUAUCCACUGUGGCAGUUACUCAGAUAGGAGCUGAUGGAAGAGCUCACCUUGACUUUCAUUGCAAUGAACAUGGGAUUCUACUUAAGAGUAUUCCAUUAAAGGAGUCCUGGGAUGUGACUUACAGUCACGAAGUUUACUUUGACAAAGACCUUGUAUUACAUAUAGAACAGAAGCCUAACAGGAGAUUCAGUUGUUACGUUUACCAAAUGGUAUGUGAUACUGCAAAAGAUGAUGAUUCUUAAUGCUAUUAAAAAAAAGAAAGUGUUUAGUGAAAAAAGGAGGGAGAACUUUUGUAUAUAUUUAAGCCAUAAACACCAGCUACAGAGACUUUUGGAUGUUAUUUAAGAAUUCUGCAAAAGAAUAUGAUUCUUAAUGCUAUAAAAUAAACCCAGAAAGUGUUUAGUAAAAAAAUGAGGGAGAACUUUUGUAUAUAUUUAAGCCAUAAACACCAGCUACAGAGACUUUUGGAUGUUAUUUAAGAACUCCAUUCAUAGUAGUCAACUACUGUUUUUCUGGCUGGAUUUAAUCUUAACAUUUUGUACUACUACAUAAGGUCUUAUUUCUUUUCUUCUUUGUGACACUGUACGCUUGCCUGUAGUUCAUGGCUUUUCAUGUAUUCACCAGUUCAUCAUUAAUGCUAGAUGCAGCAUUUAUUGCUUCUCUUCAGCAAUAGGAUUUAAAUACUGGACAUCAAGGAGAAAGACAUGGAUUUCCUUAUUAUCUGCCAUCUGCUGUGGUCUGUCUUAUGUAGUUUUACCUAUGCAACUCUAAUGAUGCCUUGAGAGGCUACCUAGAACAAAGGCUAGACAGUGUUAAAGGAAUAAAGUAGGUAUUUAUUAAAAGGCUUUCAAAGAAUACAGCUUGGGAUGUACAAGAGCCAGGUCAUGGCUCUACCCAAGACGGAUGACGGGUCACACAUUUUCAUACUUCUUAAAGUUUUGGUCCAUUUACAUACUAGGGUUAAUUUUCCAAUUACAGCUUCAGGUUAUAAAGUCUCAUCCUCUCAGAUUGCUCUCCUCAGUUUGCCGUUGUUUCCACUUUUUGGGCCUGAAGCUGUAAUGGUGUCCUUGGUUCUUGGGCUGGAAAAAUAUUGUUUUAUCUAACUAAACUGUGAGGAGAACUUGUUAACACUUUAUAUGAAUUUCAGAGUUAUAAACUAAUGCAGUACAGAAUCUGGAAAAUAAGAAAGCUAAAACUUAAGGCAUCACUAAUACAAACUGUUAAUUAAUCAAAGUAUGUAAAACUAUCUAGGAUAAAUUUUGUAUGUAGUAUGAAAAUUGAAGUGUUACCAUUAAACCACUUAGACAAAA
This is a messenger RNA of Sturnus vulgaris (Common starling), 2630 nucleotides long. RefSeq names its product DDB1 and CUL4 associated factor 17 (gene DCAF17). Gene Ontology annotation, cellular component: Cul4-RING E3 ubiquitin ligase complex. The record is from RefSeq and is a predicted model, not a curated record. Gene Ontology annotation, biological process: protein ubiquitination. NCBI's taxonomy places the organism in Eukaryota, Metazoa, Chordata, Aves, Passeriformes, Sturnidae.